Molecule: messenger RNA, 3458 nt
Organism: Poecilia latipinna (sailfin molly)
Lineage: Eukaryota; Metazoa; Chordata; Actinopteri; Cyprinodontiformes; Poeciliidae
Gene: cd40lg
Product: CD40 ligand
Exons: 4
Coding region: 663-1376 (237 amino acids)
Biological process (GO): immune response
Cellular component (GO): membrane
Molecular function (GO): tumor necrosis factor receptor binding
Source: RefSeq, a predicted model, not a curated record
GGAAAACUCAAGUAAUACUAUGAAAAUCUGAAAAAUCUUCUGCUUGUUCAUAUAUUUGCUCUGUAGAGAAUAAACAACAAGCAGUCUAACAUUAAAAACUAAAUUGCAAACAGAAACAGUGUCAUAAAUGCAAACCAGGUGUUGGAUUUGACACAUAUGUCUUUGUUGAUUAAACAUAUUGUGAGAGUUAGUGUGAUGCAGAGGAUGCUGGAGGUCAUAGUUUUUUAGUGUUCAAAGUAGAAGACUUUAAAAAGUCUUCCACUUUUUAUGUACCCUAAGCUUUUUAUGUAGCUUAGGGUACAUAAAAAGACCCUGAGCUCUUAAAUACAAUUUAAGAAUCCAGUUUGAGUGUGCCGUCUGCACCAGAAACCACGUCACCAUCUAUUUACGAGCUUCUUUUUAAGUGUUGGGUUUUACGUAGUGGUGCAGAGAAACACUGCAACAAAUGGAACCAAGUGAAACAUACCUGCCAUAUAGGAAGGAAGAGACGGCAUGAUGUAUUUCACACGACACACUUACGUCCUCCACAAAGGUCACGUCUCUCACAGAUCUGAAGGGCUCAAAGCUUCCAGGAAGUAAACGCAGAAAAACUCAUCUGCUUUGGGGAGCGUCUGCUCAGAAGCGCAUGGGAUGCCACGGGCGACAGGCCGCUCCACUGCAUCAUGAUCAACACCUACCAGACCAGCAUGGCGCUGCCGCAGGUGCCUCCGCCGGUGCCGCCGCGGCUCGGCAGGCCCGAGCCCAUCCUCAUCCCGACCCAGCUCCCAUCGGCGGGCUACAGCAAGCCACUUCUGCGAUUUCUGGUCUGCGUGGUGACGCUGCACUUGUUUCUGUCUGUCGGAGGUUUUCUAUACCUGUACUACAAUGAAAGACAAAUUGCACAUGCAACCUACUCCUCACCACAAGGAAGAGUUGGUUUUCCCCCCGUAGAAAAGCAAGACACAACCUACAGAGCCUUUGCACGCAUGUUAAUUGGAAAGCCAAAUGCUACAAUCGAGAAAAAAUCUGGUUACCUUGAGUGGAGAAUGGACCUCUCAGUCCGCAAGAACAUCAAUUACUAUGGCAAAAGCUGGCUGACGGUCCUGGAGCCCGGUGACUACCUCGUCUACUCCAGGGUGACCUUCUCCAAGCACAGCAUCGCCCCGCUGACCGGCUGCAUCAAGCUGAAGAACAUGGAGACGGGAGCGGAGAAGGAGGUGGCCAAGGCCCACUGCAGCCUGAGCGACAAGGACGGCCUGAACCCUCAGCUGUGCACAGUUACGCUGCAGGACGUGAUCACGCUGAGCAGGGGGAACCAGCUCUCCGUCUGGGUGGAAAACCUCUCGCUUGUGGACUACGGAAAGCAAUCGACGAGUUUUGGGAUGUAUAAGCUGUAGGAGCCGCGUGGACUGGGACUCCAAAACAGGGAUCUGCAACUGUGGAUGGAAUAUCGAUACUAAGAAGACUCUGCAGGAGUUAAUCAACAAACUCUUGUGGAAUUGAGAGACAUUUCCAAACUAUAAUUUAUUAAAUAACAUUGUCUUUUUCUUUGUUAUUGUCAGUGAUUGCUUUGUAUUUAUUUAUAUAAAUUGGACUAUCUGUAAAGUAACGUUUAUAUUUAAUCUGAAUGAUCUGGGUUUUUUUUGUUUUUUGGGCGAGCUGAAUUACACAUUUUAAGAAUUAGCACUUACAUUUUUAUUAUCCAGCAACUUUUUGUGGGUAUUAUUUGACAAAAAAAACUCAAAAGUUCAGAAAAACAGCACUUUUUUAAAUGUGAUAAAGAACAGAAACUGCUCUGAACCAGUGGUUUUAAUUUUCUAGGGCACGCAGCAGCAACUAGAGAUGCACCUUCUCACGGUGACAAAGACAGGCAACUCGACCUGUAAAUUAUCUUUAGAAAUCUGAUGAGGUCAACCUUUUCUCUCGUCACAGUUAUCCUUUUCGGAAAUCAAUUUAUCUCAUUUCAGAAUUCAAAAAUAGCACAGAAUGGAACAAAAGCCCAUUUCUGAUGGAAGAUAUAAAAAAAAGCUGAUGGCUUUUGCUUUUUAUGUUGCGCUACAGGUUGCUAGAUGGCAGCAGUUGGAGGAUGUGAGGAGCCUGAAGCAGAGGAUCACUGGACAAAUCCAAUGACCCUUUCAGCUCCCCUCACCUUCCUCUGCAGGGCUGCCUUGUUGCAUCGUUACCCUGAAAGGUUUAACCUCUUACUCAGAGCGGUGUUUUUUCUUUCUUUUUUUAACACAGGGCUUUCUGGGUAGGGUGGCCCAGAUUUUGGGGAAAACCUGAGCAUCUGACAUCUAUUUUUAGUUUUUUUAAGUUAUGCAAUCAGUGCUUGAAACGUGUUUUUAUUGCUUUUUUCCCAUGUCGAUUUGGCAAGGUGCAGUAAAGAGAUUUUUCACUGUAUUUAAAAAAAAACAAACUGGAGAAUGAAUUUAUUUCUGGACUGAUUUUUUUCUACACUGCGCAGAGAUUUUUUUUAAAAGCUCUUCUAUUCUUGCAUGUGAAAACACACAAAAGCUCGUAAAAUUUUUCAGGUUCGCCCAGGGAGAAAAAAAAAAAACUCUAUGCCAUCCAUCUUGAGCCGUGACACUCAUACCAGGCUCGCUUGGGCCUUUUUGUCUUCUUAAAAUAGCUUCACUCUGCUUCUUCAUGACUGUAAUGUUUCCUUUUUAGUUCGUAAGUACACCUGCAGUACUCGAUGAGUAAUUCAAGCGUAUAGGUUGGCAAAUAAAAUGUGCUUUUUUACAUGGAGUGUAACAGUAUGGAAAGUGUGAAUCUCUAUGGAGGUGUGCAGAUGCAGCCUACUCGCACAGCAUGUCACUCCUUCCACCGUGCAAAGGGUUUCCUGAGAGCGAAGCUGAGCAACCUACAAAUUCCUGCGCUGCACAUGAGAUGAACAUGGGGCGGAAAAGCCUGCCUGCCAUCUGUGGAUUUCCAGCAAGAAUGUAGAAAAACCUAUUUCCAUUUCUGUCAUGGUUACAAACUGAUUUUCAAUCCAAAACUCCACUUGUUAUAUUAAACUUUUAAUAAAAGAACAAUCAAACCAAACAUACAGUACAGAAUGUCUAGAAAAAAAGGGUAAAAUACUUGCAACAAUAAUUGCAUAGAACAAGCUUUAAAAAAAACACAAAAAAAAACAAAAACACAGUGGCGUGGAAAUCAGAUGAACUUCUUCCCACUAGUAAGUGCUCACAGAAGCUCUUGGGAAAUUCGAAUUACAGUGUGUGGUGCUUAAUGGAAACAGUCGUUUUGAGGGGAGGAUGCGUCUCCGCAACAUUAUUAGAUCACCUCGUCUGGUGAGACAAGUUGUGCCUUUGAGCCUGAAAUUUGCACCUUAGCAGACGAACCAGCUGCAUCGAACGCUACACAGCGCUGAGAAGUUUCUGAACAGAGGUGCGUGCAAAAACUACAAAAGAAAAAUAACACACUUCCCACACAGCAACUGUGUCACAAAUUCAACGAUCUGGAUCAUUUGUGGAUGA